AUGCCAACGCACAUCCUUUCUGUCAUUGAUCCACCUAAAAAUGUACUUGAACACCUUCAUAAAACCUUUGCGAGAUUCUUCUGGAGUAACAAGGAAGAAGGUAGAAGUAGACAUUGGAAAAAAUGGCAAAAUCUAUGCCUUCCAAAGGAAGAAGGGGAUUUAGGUUUUAGAUCACUGCAUGAUGUAUCAAAAGCUUUAUUUGCCAAAUUGUGGUGGAAGUUUAGGACAUCCAAGUCCUUAUGGUCUAACUUUAUGUGGAACAAGUACUGUAAAAAGGAACCCCCGACAACUGUCCAAUUUAGACAAGGAUCUCAUGUAUGGAGGAAAAUGUUAGAGGCUAGGGAAGAGGUGGAGCAGGAAAUACUAUGGGAAAUAAAUAUGGGUUCUACUAAUGUUUGGCAUGAGAAUUGGACUGGUCUGGGAGCUCUGUACUAUAUUGUUCCAAAUGACUAUACAAUCAAUGAAGAUAUACAGGAAGUAGCUGAAUUGAGAGUGGAUGAUACCUGGGAUGAACACCUACUAGCACAAUCUUUCCCCGCGGACAUUGCUCAACAUAUCAGGCAAGAAGUCAUAUUUGGCACUACUGAAGAUUCCUGGGAUGUUCCUAGAUGGAUGCCUACACCUUCAGGAAAUUUUUCUGUUAGUAGUGCUUGGAAUAUUUUGAGGCAUAGAGCUCAUGCAAAUCCUGACUACAGUAAGAUAUAG
Molecule: messenger RNA, 705 nt
Organism: Nicotiana tabacum (common tobacco)
Lineage: Eukaryota; Viridiplantae; Streptophyta; Magnoliopsida; Solanales; Solanaceae
Source: RefSeq, a predicted model, not a curated record